AUGAGUGAAUGGAAGGUCACACGGCAAAAUGAGCCAGCUAGCACAACAGCUAGCACCCUGGGAAAAACAGAAACUGAACCAUGUGCAAGACUUCGAGAAUUUUCAUUUAUUGGGAAUUUGAACCAACCCAACACCACCCACGAUGUAGCUUUCGAAUUUGUAGCGAAUACGCUUGAUCACAUUGCCGUUAACUGCGGCUCCUCCCGUAACUCAACUGCAGUAGAUACCCGGCACUGGACGAGAUGCCUGUUCCAAAUACAUGAUGUAUCACAUGGUUCAAAGAGCAAAUGGUUCAGCUCAAAAGUCACUGACCAACGCCUUCGCUCUAACCCGAUCCCUUACACAAUGGUCCGGCUCUCCGGUUGGCCAUUCACCUAUACAUUCCGAGUCACUCCAGGUCAGAAACUUAUACGUCUUCAUUUCUAUCCAGCUUUAUACCGGGGUGGUUUCCAAAGGUCCGAGGCCUUUUUUAGUGUGAAAGCUGGUCCGUAUACCCUUCUUAGCAACUUUAGUGCUUCCCUUACUGUUGAUGCUUUUGGCAUCCAAUAUCUGGUUAAAGAGUAUUGUGUGAAUGUGGAAGAAGAUCGACCAUUAAUCAUAAUGUUUUCCCGGUCACGACUUGGUAAUUCUGAUGAGGUAUAUGCUUUUGUCAAUGGGAUUGAAAUCAUGCCAAUGCCAGCUGCACUUUAUCAUACUCGUGAGGGUAAUCCAGCUGUACAGAUUAUUGGGAAGAGUUACCGGUUUACCAUAGAUAACGACAUUGCUCUGGAGAAGGUACACCCGUUAAACAUUGGCAGAAGCUCCAGUUCGUCCAUAGAAGAUACGGGUAUGUUUUGGGAUUGGUAUGAGGACUCGAGUUAUCUGUUAGAAAAAUCAUGUGUAAAGCCAGUUACUACCACGAUUCGAAACAAAUACACCAGUAUACCACCAUACACUGCUCCUCAAAAAGUUUACCAAACAUCUUGGUCGAUGGUUCCGGACAAACUAGCAAACAAAACUGAAUUCAAUUUUACAUGGAGAUUAACGGUGGAUUUGGGAUUUCAGUACCUGCUUAGGUUGCAUUUUUGUGCGCUUGAAUAUGAGAUAAAAGAGAGUGGCAGGAUGGAGUUUAGUAUCUUUGUUAAUGAACAAGUUGUUGAGGCUAAAGGUGACCUUAUCAAGUGGAGCGAUGGAAAUGGGGUCGCGGUGUACAAGGACUUGUGGUGAUGAUGGAAGGAGAUAGGAUUUAGGGCAUGCGUAAUUUGCUCAUAGCACUCCGCCCUCACAGUAAUGAAUGGACGGAACCAAUUGAUGAAACUCUAAAAGGGUUAGAGGUAUUCAAGUUGAGCAACCCCGACAAAAAUCUUGCUGGGGUGAACCUGGUGCCGCUAGCACAUGCUUUGGCAACUCGAAAGCCAAAGAGGUUUGUGUUCAUAUCGGUGACUAAUAACUUAGAUGAUGAAUUGGAAGUGGUGGAUUUGGUAAGAUCUACAAAGCGCUAAUUGGUGAUGAAGCAACGACGGUUGCCUUAAAGCGGUUGAAUUUGAAGUCUAAGCAAGGGGCAAA
Rhododendron vialii is the source of this 1545-nucleotide messenger RNA. Its product is annotated as receptor-like protein kinase FERONIA. Gene Ontology annotation, molecular function: protein kinase activity. The transcript has 2 exons. The coding region runs from base 1 to 1206 and encodes 401 amino acids. Lineage: Eukaryota; Viridiplantae; Streptophyta; Magnoliopsida; Ericales; Ericaceae. The record is from RefSeq and is a predicted model, not a curated record.